AGGGGACUUCAGGGCAUCUGUGGGAACUAACUUUCAGACCUCAUUUAUUUAAACCAUGCUCAGCGGUGGGUUUUGCAGCCUCGGUGUAGGGGUGUUCAUCCCGCAGCUCUAUCUGCUCUUCACCCUGAUGGCUCCCCUAAAGCAUCACAGGGACACAAGGUGUAAAAGCCUGUCUUGCAAAGCAGCGAUUCCUUCAAAUUCGUGGUGAAUAUCACAAUGAAUUUAUCUCAACUCCCCGUCCCUGAAGGUCUCGGGUCUGAGCUGACCCCAGCAUUGAGCAGAGAGCAGCAGCCGGGGAGAGGAGCUAGUGGCAAAUCACUGCUUUGUUUGUAAGUCGUCCCAGUGACCGAUAAACCCUCGUGGAGAAUUUUUCAAAUACCUCGCAGUGUGGCCGUACGCAAGGGCUGCGUUUUUUACGUCAGCGGCCAGCUGCUGCCUCGCGCCCAGCCCUGCUCCCCGAGCUGGCGGCUUUUUAAUCACAUUUUUUCACUUAAAGUCACUGAGUCAUCAGUUUGUGCAUUGGGACGAAUGCUGAUAUCCUGGCAGUACCACCUGUGUCCCACUAACCCACCCUGUCUGUCCAGCUGCACCAGAUGUGACUGUUGUACCUUAAAAGUCACUCAAAACCGGGAGUUGAAUUUGGUAGGAGCUAAGCUAUCCAGAAACCACGCUUUGCAGGAAUGAUUUAUUUUCCGCAACAACGUGGGUUGCAUGUUUUGGGGGGUUUCCUGCAGGCAGGGAGCGAUGCUUAUCUCUGCCUUGGAGAUGGGAACAGACCCAAAUCCCUGCCUGAGCUCUCAUCGCCGGUUUGUCCAUCCUCAGCAGCAGCCCGAGGUUUAAAGCGCGAACGUUACCCUUAUAGGGAGGUGCCGAGGGCUGGCCUGGGCGCCGGGAGUUUUGAAAUCCCACGGCAAACUAGGGAUUACCCCCUUCCUCGUCCCGUGUUCAUCCCAGCCCGGGCCGGCCUCGCCUAUGCCGUGGGAUGCUUGGCGUUCCUGCAAGCAUCCCAGGGCCGCCGGCCACCCUCCCCACGGCCGCCAAGUGCCGGCAGAGCCGGCAGCUGGAUUGGCUGCAGUGGCCGAAUCUUUCCUUUUUAGGCUGCGUGCCUGCUCCGGCUCGGGGCUUUUCCGCCGCGGUCCGAGCUUCAAACCGGCUGUGCCGAGGUGUCCUGUCCUGGCUGGCUGUGGUGCCGUGGGUCGGGGUGGUUUUGGGGAAUCCGGCUGGAGUGGGGAGCUUGCAGCUGACCUACCCGUUCCCAAGCAAAUGCCAGGGGUGGAAUAGCAAAGCAGAGCGGGGUCUCGGGUCGAUACCCGGCUGUUUGCACCAGCCCAGGGUUUGGGGGUGUCUCCGUGGCUUUGGGCCCCACCGUGGGUGGGAUGGGGUCCUGACACAGGCUCCGUGUAGCCCCCCAGCACAGCCAUGCUCCCUCCGUGUGGGACUUUCCCAGUGCUGGCAUGGGCCACUCUCUCAAUCCAACCCCCUAUUUCCCCCCCUGCCCCACUCUCUGCUGGGUUUGGGGUUAAUUUUUUUCUUUUCUUUUUUUUUUUUUUUUUCUUUUUUUUUUCCAGCAUGUCAUAUAUGGCAACCUUUUGCCUCGGUGACCUCAUAUUUGGCGGUGAACCAAGGGAACCGGGUUGGGAUGUGAGGCAGCGGCAGGUCCCCGGGGCUCAGGGCGUGCAGUGGGGACGCCGACAAGUGUACAGCCAGGGGACCCAGGGGACAAAUCCAGUCCCCGAGUGCUGAGGUUUCCCUGGAGGAAGUGGGAUAACUGGGGCAGAGCCACUGCCUGGGGAUGUUGGAGGUACAAGCGGGCUGGCCAUGCCAGGGAGACACCGUGUCCCUGUCCUGCCCCGUGGGGUGACAGCCCAGAGUCCGCUCCCCCUCUCCGGGGCCGGGGGGGACAUCAGGACUCUUGGGUCCCUUCUGGUGGCGGUGGGACCCUGCAGCUCUUGGUCCUUAUUGCUGCACCGGUGCCUUGAUGUCCCUGCCCUGAGCACAGCUCAGGACCCUGCAAAGCAAAGCAGGAGGCAGCCCAGGCACCCUGUGCCUCAGUUUCCCCAUCUGCAACCUGAGUCCCCCAUAGCUCUGGGGCAUCUCUCCUGCCUCCCCCCUGCCCCAGCUGCUUGGGGAGAGUCCCCGGUGCGGGACCGUUGUCCUUAAAAAGGCAGCUGGGAGUUUGGCAGCCGCUGGUUGGCCUCUGCGAGGGCCGUCGGCCGCUGCGGCUCCGCUCGCCGCAUGCCAAGGCUGCAUCCGCAGGGGUGGCUCUGGCCCCCUCCCCGUGCUGCAUUUGGGCAGGGGGGCCAGAGGACAGCACCCACGUUGUACCUCGGGGUGUCUGGGCUCAUCCCGUCUCCAAAAUCCUCCUGGGGAGAGGGUGAGAGCGGCGUGCACCCCGUGACACAGAGCUGGGCUUCAGACCUGCCAGUCCCAGCCCCGGGCAAGCUGAGGAUUUGGGGAACGAGGGGCUUUGGGGCACCGAAAGCCCAAAAAUGGGGGCAGAAAGAAAAAACUCCGGGCUGAGACAGCCCAAAGGUGCCAGAUGCCGGCGAGACACAGGGGAACCGAGGCCGGGAGGAAGCAAUGCACCAACCCAGUGCAUUUCCAGUGUCUCGGCGAUGCCAAAUUCCCAUCCUGGCUCUGGGAUGUCCCCUGUGGCAGAGCCCUGACACCCACCUCCACCCAGGUGGGGUUUCUCCAUGCUUUCCCCAGGAAUCAGGGAUGCUUCCACCUCCUUUUUGCCGAGACCGUCACUUAUAAGGACUUGUGUCUCACUUGUUUAUCAGAGCGGAGCAUAAAAGGAACAGACUCACAAAUGGGAUGUUGCCUCCCAAGCAUCCCCGCAUACAUUUUUCUUACAAUAAUUAACCGUGCUGGGUCCUACCAUCAGUCCGAGGUCAAUUUAAUGAAACAAAACACCUUAUAUGGCCAUAUGGCUAACACACCAUCACUUAGCCUAUUUAGGGUCUUUGUUUAGAGAGGAUCCGCCUCUGAGGUUUCACGGGCUCGCUGGUAUUUAUACCAAAGGCACAUCAGGACUCGGUCCCAGAGGAAAGGAGCUCUCGCCUCCGCGCUUUUCCCCCAGGUCCCCCCGAACGCCAACCGCUCCCGGCCCCACCAUGUGCGAGGAGGAGACCACCGCCCUGGUCUGCGACAACGGCUCCGGCCUCUGCAAAGCCGGUUUUGCCGGCGACGAUGCUCCCCGCGCCGUCUUCCCCUCCAUCGUGGGGCGGCCCCGGCACCAGGGUGUCAUGGUAGGCAUGGGGCAGAAAGACAGCUACGUGGGUGACGAGGCGCAGAGCAAGAGGGGUAUCCUCACGCUCAAGUACCCCAUCGAGCACGGCAUCAUCACCAACUGGGAUGACAUGGAGAAGAUCUGGCACCACUCCUUCUACAACGAGCUGCGCGUGGCCCCCGAGGAGCACCCGACCCUGCUCACUGAGGCACCCCUCAACCCCAAGGCCAACCGGGAGAAGAUGACGCAGAUCAUGUUUGAAACCUUUAACGUCCCCGCCAUGUACGUCGCCAUCCAAGCUGUCCUCUCCCUCUACGCCUCCGGCCGCACAACCGGCAUCGUCCUCGACUCCGGGGAUGGCGUCACCCACAACGUGCCCAUCUACGAGGGCUACGCUCUGCCCCACGCCAUCAUGCGUCUCGACUUGGCUGGCCGUGACCUCACUGACUACCUCAUGAAGAUCCUCACCGAGAGGGGCUACUCCUUCGUCACCACCGCCGAGCGGGAAAUUGUGCGCGACAUCAAGGAGAAGCUCUGCUACGUGGCCCUCGACUUUGAGAACGAGAUGGCCACGGCUGCCUCCUCCUCCUCGCUGGAGAAGAGCUAUGAGCUCCCCGAUGGGCAGGUCAUCACCAUCGGGAACGAGCGUUUCCGCUGCCCUGAGACCCUCUUCCAACCCUCCUUCAUUGGCAUGGAGUCAGCUGGCAUCCAUGAGACGACCUACAACUCCAUCAUGAAGUGCGACAUCGACAUCCGCAAGGACCUCUACGCCAACAACGUGUUGUCCGGCGGCACCACCAUGUACCCCGGCAUCGCCGACCGCAUGCAGAAGGAAAUCACGGCGCUGGCUCCCAGCACCAUGAAGAUCAAAAUCAUCGCCCCACCGGAGCGGAAGUACUCGGUGUGGAUCGGCGGCUCCAUCCUGGCGUCCCUCUCCACCUUCCAGCAGAUGUGGAUCAGCAAACCCGAGUACGACGAGGCCGGACCCUCCAUCGUCCACCGAAAAUGCUUUUAAGCCCCCUCCCCACCUCGCGGCGGCCCCCCCCACCCGGGCUGGGGCGCCCCGCUCCUCCUCGCUCCCUGCUGCUCCUCCCCACCGCCCACUGUGCAUUAAAGCCUUUUCUCCAG
Molecule: messenger RNA, 4360 nt
Organism: Harpia harpyja (harpy eagle)
Lineage: Eukaryota; Metazoa; Chordata; Aves; Accipitriformes; Accipitridae
Gene: ACTG2
Product: actin gamma 2, smooth muscle
Exons: 9
Coding region: 2922-4247 (441 amino acids)
Biological process (GO): vascular associated smooth muscle contraction
Cellular component (GO): cytoplasm
Source: RefSeq, a predicted model, not a curated record